This is a messenger RNA of Brassica napus (rape), 3779 nucleotides long. RefSeq names its product homeobox-leucine zipper protein HDG2-like. Gene Ontology annotation, biological process: regulation of DNA-templated transcription. Gene Ontology annotation, molecular function: lipid binding; DNA binding; DNA-binding transcription factor activity, RNA polymerase II-specific. Bases 1229 to 3424 code for a protein of 731 amino acids. NCBI's taxonomy places the organism in Eukaryota, Viridiplantae, Streptophyta, Magnoliopsida, Brassicales, Brassicaceae. The record is from RefSeq and is a predicted model, not a curated record. The transcript has 10 exons.
UCGAGAUCUAGUGAUUAAUUAAAAAAAUACUCAAUGUUCAAAAUUUUGUAUGCUUCUAAUCAGAUUGGACUGAAGGUUUAGAUUUAUUUACGAAUAAUCUAUAGUUUCUAUUAUAUUGUAACUGAUAUAAGAUAAAUAUAUGAUAUUACAUACAUAAUUAAAGGAUGUGUUAGUACCGGUCUUAGUAAUUAAUCAUAUACAUUUAUUGAUAAAAAAUAAAUGAUAUUUUCAAAACAAAAGAACAAAAUGUUUUUUUUCAGUAUUUCAAAUUUUGUGCUAUGUUGUUUUCCAGCAUUUCAAAUUUCACGCGCUAUUAAUAUAAUCUUUGAAAUUAAUUAAUAAGUGAUUUACUUUUACUAAAUGAUUUUAUUAUUGAUAUAAUUGAACUAUAAAUAAUUAAUUGUAUGAUGUCACAUCUGUAUUAAGAUUUUUUUUUAUAUUUUAAAUUUUUUAUAAAAUAAAAUAAUAAUCAAUCUAGAUUAAUAGAAUAUUUAUAUCGAUUAGGAAAGGGUCUAAAGACUCUAAACUACACCAUUAUUAAUUUGGCUGCCUACAUUAACUGUUUGAGAAAAGAAUCCACCACUUAUCUUUUUGUAUUCUUUUCCCUUUCUCUUUCUCUUUGUUUUAUUUAGAUUUUCUCCUUUUUCAAUUUAUAUCUCUGUAAACUGAGGAACCUUCAAAAUAAAUUUACUGUAAAAACAAAACAUGUUCAGUAUUCUUUUGAUCGGCUUGAUACUACGAUUUUUAAUCAGUCUCUAAGAAGAUUUAUCCUUUUUAUAAUCUUAAUUUUUUUUCAAUAUAUAUUUGGUUUCAUUUGUUUCUGUCUAUGAAAGUCAAUUUAUGUUGAUUCUUUGUUAAUAUGCUGGUUGCGGUGUUAUGCGUUUUUGUGUCCUUAAUUUCAAUUGGUAGGUCCUUUCAUUACAAAUACCGUCAUCCUGAAUUUCUUAUAUUACUCUUUUAUUUAUAAGAUCUUUAAGAAGAAGAAAAAGGAGAGAAAGAAAAGUAGUUGACUUGGAGAAGCUAACUUUUUCUUGUAACGAAUUCAGUGUAUGUGGGCAAGAGUUUGUCUAGAUACUAAGGGAAACGAAAUAAACUUUUCUAGUAAACCCUAAUUUCUGGAUAUUAUGAGUUAAAAUUAUCAUUUAUCUUAUUUGAGUUUAAUCUCUAGUACUGAUAGUUUUUGAAACUCUAAAGAUCUUCCAGAUUAUCCAAAGAAAAAAUAGCAAAAAUGUCUCAGCCCAACAUGGUACCAGUGGAGAUGAACAACAAUAUUGGAGACGGUGAUAACAACAACAACAACAACAACAACAACAACGGAAACAACACCACCACCACCAACAAUGACAUUAAUGGUGGUAUUGUUUUGGGGGAUGAGGAAAUAGACAGUGCUAAUACAAGUGAGAAUCAAGAAGAUGGAAGCGAUCAUCAAGAUCCAGCACGUCCUAGUAAGAGAAAACGUUAUCAUCGUCACACCAAACAUCAAAUCCAGGAAAUGGAAAAUUUCUUCAAAGAGUGUCCUCAUCCAGAUGACACGCAAAGGAAAGAGCUUAGCCGUCAGCUGGGAUUAGACCAUCAUCAGAUCAAAUUCUGGUUCCAGAACAAACGCACCCAAAUAAAGAAUCAUCAAGAACGCCAUGAGAACUCACAACUUCGGGCAGAGAACGAUAGGCUUAGAGCCGAAAACCACCAAUGUCGAGCAUCUAUUGCUAAGGCCAUAUGUCAUAGGUGUGGAGGUAAAACCGCAAUUGGUGAAAUGUCUUUCGAGGAACAUCAUCUUCUCCUCGAAAAUACUAAGUUAGCUGAAGAGAUCCGUCAAUUAUCUUUGGUGAUGCCCAAGUGUACAGGCAAGCCUGUAAUGAACUAUACCCUUACUCCUCCUGUUCCAGCUCGACCUUCGGAAGAGAUAGCAUCUAAUAGAAGAGAAGUCUAUGGAAGUAUCGGAAACCUCCCGGGGUCAGCACUUAGAGUGAAAGAUGUCGAUAAGCCGUUGAUCAUAGAGUUAGCAGAGUUAGCCAUGAAGGAGCUAAUGGCGAUGGCUCGACUGGAUGAACCGCUGUGGGACAUAGGAGCUAAUGGCACGAGCUUAGCUUUAAACUUGAAUGAACACACAAGAAUAUUUCGGAACGGACUCGGGCCUAUACUGAAUGGGCUUAGAACCGAGGCAUCCAAGGCAACCUCAAUCGCGUUCAUGAACCAUCUAGACAUUGUUCAAAGUUUAAUGGAUGUGAAUCUUUGGUCGAACAUGUUUGCUAGAAUGGUUGCUAGAGCCAUGAGUCAUGACGCUAUCUUGACUGGAGUCCAAGGAAACUUUGACGGAGCGUUCCAUCUGAUGACUGCUGAAUACCAAGUUCUUUCGCCAGUAGUCUCAACCCGAGAAUGCUACUUCGUCCGCUACUGUAAGCAGCAAGGUGACGGUAUAUGGGCGGUGGUCGAUGUUUCUAUCGACCAUCUCUUUCCAAACCUUGAACUUAAAUGUCGGAGACGGCCCUCUGGAUGUUUGAUUCAGCAAAUUGAAAAUGGAUUCUGCAAGGUUACUUGGGUUGAGCAUGUGGAGGUAGAUGACAGAGAAGUACACCCCUUGUAUAAGUCCUUAAUCAGCUCUGGUCAAGCUUUAAGUGCUGAACGUUGGGUUGAAACAUUGGAGCGCCAGUGCGAGCGUUUAGCCUACAUCAUGUCUCCAAAUGUUCCAUCCAUAGAACCGGAUGGUCUAAUAAUGAUAACGAACAAUGCAAAGCAGAGCCUUCUGAAGAUAGCUGAGAGGAUGACAAGAAGCUUCCUCUCUGGAGUGGCUACUUCAAAUGGAGAUAUAUGGUUUAGAUUGUCUGGUAAUGGAGGAAAUACUGUCAGAGCGAUGACUCGAAAGAGCUUGAAUGAUCCAGGAAGGCCUGUAGGGGUCAUUCUCUAUGCAUCUACUUCGUUUUGGCUACUGGUUCCUCCUAAGACUGUCUUUGACUUCCUUAGAGAUGCCAAGAAUCGAACCAAUUGGGAUGUUAUCACAACUGGAGGGGAAGAUUUGCAGUUGAUGUCACAGAUUGGAAAUGGGAGAGACAGUAGGAACUGUGUAUCUUUACUCCGGACCCCAAACACUAGCCAGAAAAAGAUGAUGAUGAUCCAAGAGACCUCUACUGACCCAACCGCUUCAUUUGUGAUCUAUGCACCUCUUGAUGUAACAUUGACAGAGAAUGUUCUCAUGGGAGGUGACCCUGGCAAUGUGUCACUACUUCCAAUGGGUUUUGCUAUUCUUCCUGAUGGUACGGCUCAGCCUGGAAGAGAAGGAGGGUCACUCGUGAGUGCUGCCUUUCAGGUUCUGGCUGAAAAAGAUCCGUCGGCUAGGCUGUCUUUUAGCUCUCUUGCAACCACUGAAAAUCUGAUUUUAAAAACCGCGCAUAAGAUCAGAGCUUACUUUAGUCAGCAGACAGUUUGAAAGGUACAUCACUGAACUCAUUUCAGUAAAGAAACUUAAAACCAUUGAUGCCUGCAACGUGACUUUUUUAUUUCUUUAAAGGGGAUGCAGAGGAGUCAAUCAGUGGGAAGAGUCAAGAAGAACCUGAGAAGAAGCCAUGCUGGGUUUUUCUGUUGAAUUUUACUUCCUUGUGAACUUUUGCUAAGACCAUUGUUAUUUGUGUUUUUGUUUCAUUGUUAUUGUUGGAACCUUAUCAACUCAUUUUCUCUAUUUGUGUUUCAAAUAUGUUUUUUUGAACUUUCUCUGAUGGCUUUUGAUCUUUUUUUUUGUGGUCUUGAUGAUUUUGUUUAUGUGUUUUUGUUUCGCUGAUGUUUUU